AUGCUUGAAACGAUAGAUCCGAGGAAAACGACGCUGCUGCUUUUUGAGUUGCAGAAUGAUUUUUUGCACAAGGACGGGAAGCUGCACGCAAAGAUGCAGCAGGUGAUGGAGAAGACAGAGAUGCACCAAAACCUGCUGCGGCUGAUCGCGGCGGCACGCCGCUGUGGCGUUGCCGUCCUGCACGUGCCAAUGUUGAUACCACAGAGGCCACAGUUGCAGGGGCUGAUGGGAAAGCUACAGGAUCUUGGGGCCUUUGCAGAAGACUCCUGGGGCGUUGACUUUCAUGCAGACUUCCAGCCAUGCAAGGCCGAUGCCAUCGUUGCUGGGAAGGUCAGCUUCGAUGCUUUUCAGAGCAGCAACUUGGACCUCCUGCUUAGACGUGGGCGCUUCUCUUCCUUGAUCAUGUGUGGCUUCCAAACCAACAUCUGUGUGGAAUCUUCUGCGCGAUCAGCUUGCGACAUGGGAUUCUCGGUCAUUGUGCCACGCGACUGCUGCGCAUGCGCGUCAGUCGAAGAGCACGAAGCCUCACUGAAGCUGAGCCUGCCGUACUUUGCGACGGUGACAGACCACCAAGAGUGCAUGACCUCCUUGAGGAACGGCGCGGGUCAGCUUGCUGGCACUCGCAUCUCCUUCGGGGUAACCGAGCGCAUGGCGGCGCACUUGUUUGCGGAGCUCGAUUUGGACCAUAAUGGCAGGCUUGAGCCACCCGAGCUGCAGAAGCUGGGUAGAAUCCUCGGGGAGAAGUGGGACCUGCCCAAACUGGAGGAGAUCUACGCCGCUGUGGACAGCGAUGGGAACGGCACCAUUGAUUUUCGCGAGUUCUUCGAGUGGCUGAUGAAUAACUGCACGCUCGGCCGGGGCACCAGAUCGGUUCGGAGGCGGCAGGUGCCUGGGGAUCUUCAGCUGGAUCCUCUUUGGAUCGAGAAGCUUAAGUUCUGGGAUGAGAUUUGCAGCGACGAAGCUGUGCAUGCCGGGGGAGCGGGGCAAGCCGUGAGGGAUGGAAAGAAAGAGAACAAGGAGGGCAGCCUGAGGGGGCACUGCAUCUCUACGGCAGAGAUCCUGCGGAGAUGGGGCCAUCCGGAGACCACGUGCCUGGCGGCCCUCUUCCACAGCGUCUACGAAACUCAGGGCGGGCACCAUGCCAUGGGCUCCGCUUUGAGUUUUGAGCAGCAACGGCCAAAACUGCAAGAGAACCUCGGCGCAGAGGUCGAGGAGCUGGUUUGGCACUUCCAGUCGGCUAACCGCAGCACCUUUCCGCCACUCAAGAACGGCUGCGCCAGGGAUCCCACUCUGUGGCCGCUGUAUGGCUCUUCCAUUCUUUUUGCCAGUGCCGAUGCGCAGAGCUUCACGGUUUACUCUUUCGUGGACAACAAGACUGUCCUAGAGCUGCCAAAGCGGUUGCGUUGGCCACUCCUCGAGUUGGUACUGGCAAAUGCCUUCGACCAGCCGGCUGCGAUGAUUGACGAAGAUCCUGAGCAGGCGGUUCUGUGGUGCUACCAGCUGAGAGGUUGCUGGGGUGCUCCUUGGCCAUACUUGUCCGAAGGAUGUCGCAAUCACCUUGCGCAGUACCUGAAGUCCGCCUUGGAGGCCUCUUCCUGGGGGAAGGUGGAGCAAGUUGCCCGCGAGGCGCUGCUUGAAGUGCGCUUCCCCCUGCGCACCACCAUGCUUGCAUCUGAGAGGAACAAGCUGGACCCCAUUGACGAUGUCCAAGGCUUCAUCGAUGGGCUCCGCACUUAUUGGGAGAAGCUCCAGCCAGCACCCGCCGCAGAGCUUGCGAAGCCGUUCUUCGGGGACGAGAAGCUGGAGCUCGAAGCGAAGCUGUGCAGGAAGGUCGCAGAGAAGAACCAAGUUUGA
Molecule: messenger RNA, 1854 nt
Organism: Symbiodinium natans
Lineage: Eukaryota; Dinophyceae; Suessiales; Symbiodiniaceae
Source: the annotation of a GenBank genome assembly